AUGUUCUCGUCCAGGCUCUUCACCUUGGCCCUGGUUGUGAAACGACAGGAAGUUCUCCUCGGAUAUAAAAAACAUGGCUUCGGAGCCGGGCGAUGGAAAGGCUUCGGGGGAAAGGUGCAAGAUGGAGAGAUCAUCGAGGAAGGAGCCAAGAGGGAAUUACUGGAGGAGAGUGGGCUGACAGAGGACACCUUACAGAAGAUAGGUCACAUCACAUUUGAAUUCCUUGGCAACUCUGAGCUAAUGGAUGUCCAUGUCUUUCGCACAGAUAGUUUCCAUGGAAUUCCAACUGAGAGUGACGAAAUGCGUCCUCAAUGGUUCAAACUGGAUCAGGUGCCUUUCAGAGAAAUGUGGCCAGAUGACAUCUACUGGUUUCCACUACUGCUCCAAAAGAAGAAGUUCCAGGGAUACUUUCAGUUUCAAGGGCACAGUGUCAUCCUGGACUACACCCUGAAUGAAGUGGAAACAGUCUAAGGGAAGUUAAACCCCUUUCCCUUUUACCACUGGACUCACCCAACCCCUAGCUCAGGGAAAAGGCUAGUAAGCAUUUCAAACUGCUGGCCCGGUUGUGCCUAUUUUAGCCAAUGACUCUUUUAGCUUUUCUGACAUAAUUUUGCUAUUGUUCUUGUCUAUCCGUCUCCCCCGAUUAGACUGUAAGCCCGUCAAA
This is a messenger RNA of Ornithorhynchus anatinus (platypus), 664 nucleotides long. RefSeq names its product 7,8-dihydro-8-oxoguanine triphosphatase-like. The record is from RefSeq and is a predicted model, not a curated record. Gene Ontology annotation, molecular function: 8-oxo-7,8-dihydroguanosine triphosphate pyrophosphatase activity. Lineage: Eukaryota; Metazoa; Chordata; Mammalia; Monotremata; Ornithorhynchidae. The transcript has a single exon. The coding region runs from base 1 to 471 and encodes 156 amino acids. Gene Ontology annotation, biological process: DNA protection.